CCUAUGUUCACUGUUGCUGUGCUACUCCUUGAAAGUGCCAUCCAGACUCGCUAUCAGUCGUAGACGGGCACAUAAACAAUCAGUCAACCAACAAUCAUUCAAUCAGUUAUUUCCGGCGAUGGUCUUGCAGCCCUCUGCUUCUUCGAACCGAAGCAGCAGUGUGGGGAGCGUUUCUUCCACCGCGGUCUCGUCGUUGUCCGCGACUCUCAUCUCGGUUGCGGAUUUGGCCCGGUGGGUACCCCUGCGUCUCACCCCGGAAGAGCGGUCCCUCUUGGACGUACUGGAACAAACCCUGCAUGUUUCCGAAUAUACUGACCAUGUGGACGUGACGGCAGCGGCACGUCGGGGUGGAUUGAAAACCCGCCGGAUUCUAGAAGGGAUUCUCGAGUGUUCCAACGGCAGUCGUACGUCUUGGGCAGGCCGGGAUCCGGUAGACAAUGCCGCACUCUUUCAGACCAUGUUUGAAAUUGGACGACGAAACAAGGUUUUGAAUCCAACAUCUAUGAGGACGACGUACGGCAAACUCAUGUAUUUGCUACAGGAUGCGCAAAAUCCUUCCGUGGCAAAAUCGCUAGGCUUUUCUCUGCACAAAGACAUGGUUCUCGUACAGCCCUACCUCGAGGAACACAAUUGCGCGGAUCUACUCCAAGAUUCACGUCUUGAAUGUGCCGUACAACACAUUCACGAUCGGGAUCCCGUCACGGGUCAACGCCUGGAUCGUGCUCAUGUCCAAGCCAUGGUGGAGGGCAAACGGCGUGUUACCGAUCAACUCGUCGAAACCUAUAGUGCGUCCGGCAGCCUAUCGCCGGAAAAUGUCCUUCGGGCAAUCGAUUCCUUGGCGGACGCUGUUGCGUACGUAGAAAGCAACGUUCAGCCUGUGCAGAGAAUGUUGCAGUAUUUGGAGGACAAUUUUGAUCCGCAUCGGGAAACACCGGGCUUCACGCUCGCAUUGGGUGCUCUGGAAGUAAUGACGGCCCAACUCUUUCCCAUUCGCACAGCACACAAUUUAUCUUUGUCUGGCAAAGUCAUGCGCAUAUGCAUCGUCUGUGGGUCUGUGCCGACAACGACUUGCUUUCGACCACACAAACAUACCAUUUAUACAAUACUGAAUUGUCCCCGUGUGCGUAAAGUGAUGCACACGCUCUUGCAUCAAACUCAACAAGAGGCUGGAGCGGCAUGGGUUGGUCUGAGCGUAGUGCACCUGGGCGACCGCGAUGUUCCCAACGCACUCAUAUUUAUCGACAAAUAUACCCAGAUUCCGCGGUUUUUGAACCCGAUUGUUGGCUUCUUGCAAUCAUUACCGGAGUUGUGUCGAGAUGAACGGAUUGAUGCUUACGUAAAAGAACAAUUUGGGUCAGAACAUAGACUACAAAUGGCUGUUCUUGCGGAUUACUUCAAACAUGGGUUUGACGGCAGCGGUGAUGACGGUGGGUCCUGUAUUGAUGGUCGUUUGACGAGCUCUUGGAACUGGACAUCCCGGGUGGCGAAAAAAUCGUACUACAAUGUCCUCAUGCUCUCCGGAUUCCAAGGCUUCGAUGGUGACUUUCGCUAA
This is a messenger RNA of Phaeodactylum tricornutum CCAP 1055/1, 1552 nucleotides long. RefSeq lists its product with no specific name. The coding region runs from base 119 to 1552 and encodes 477 amino acids. The record is from RefSeq and is a predicted model, not a curated record. Lineage: Eukaryota; Bacillariophyta; Bacillariophyceae; Surirellales; Neidiaceae. The transcript has 5 exons.